AUAAGUGGACUGCCUCCUUCUACAGCUUCCAGCUGCUCGGUUAUAAAUCAAAUCGUUUCCUGAUAACAUCCAAUGUAGUUGUAUACACUUCCUUGUUCUGUUAACACAGUCUGACAAAUGCAUUUCUAAUAUAUUAACAUUUUUACUUUUUAACUAAUGUUAUACUUAUGAAUUGUACUUGAAUACCAAAAAAUGAUUAAGCUAAAUGAAGCAAUUUUUGUUCUUUUGGCUUGUAUAAGUUUUGUUUUAAUAAGUAGUGUAGCAGCCAAAAAAUGUGAAGAAGGUUGGUUUGGACCUGAAUGUCAAUAUAAAUGUCGCUGUCAACAAUCGUGUAACCCUGAAGGUGAAUGUCCAGAUAAAUGUGAAGAUGGUUGGUUUGGUUACAAGUGUCAAUAUAUCUUAGAUGAGUACAAGGCUACAACCAAUUUAUCUGAUGAAGAUGUUACACACAUUUUAACAGAUGAAAAUGAGAACACAUGCAUUAAUAUCGAGGCAGAAGCUGUUUUAAUAGAUUUAGAGUCUCUUUAUUAUAAACCAUGGAUUCGAUUGAUUACUCAGAACCCAGAAGGAUUACACGGUUUGAAUUUAUCUUACUUUAAGGAAGACAGAAAACCUGUCGUUGCCCUAUGGAAAUACGAAGCUCUCAUCAGAGAUAACACUGUGGAUAUUCACAUCCCUACACAUGGUUUUAUUUCUUCUAUUCUAUUAGAAAGUAAAGAGUCGCUAUCCAUUUGCUCUUUAUGGUUCAUUGUAGGUCAGAAUGCGGCGAUAAAACAGAAAGUAUACUAUAGUAAUUCAAUUAUAAAUCAAAUCGAUACAGACCUGCCACAGUAUCCUCCAGCUUCAGAUGGAGUUGCAACGUGUAACAAAAAUGACACACGAUACGGAGGCACGAAUUGGAAGAUCGUAAUGGAACCUUCUUAUGUUAUCAAGCGUUUUAAAUUGUUUGUUAACGAUACGCGUGGAGAUUUCAGAAAUGUAUCAUUUUCACAUUUUGAUAAUGACGGAGAUUUGAUUACUAAUUACACAUCAAAAACGAUCUCCAGUACAUCGUAUGGUUUUGUCAGCGCCCAUGACACGGCUACGAAAUCAUUUACAUUUUCACUCACAAGAUUGCGAACCAAUAAAACUGUUGCACUGUUAAUCUGUGAAGUGGAGGCUUAUAUUGAAUGCGAUGAAGGAACAUGGGGUGUGCAAUGUAUAAACACGUGUAAUAAAAGCUGCCCAGGGCUGUGCCGCUUUGAUGAUGGACUAUGUAGUAAUGCAUGCUUCGGAUAUAGUAACCCACCCAAAUGUACAAAAGCAUGUGGAGCAGGAACCUGGGGCUUAAAUUGCGUUAAGACAUGCAGCAAGAGAUGCCUUAACUCAUCAUGUGACAGAGUAACUGGACUGUGUCUCCGAGGAUGUUUUGGAUACAGUGAUCCACCUGAAUGUAAUACCGAGUGUGGAAGAGGAUUUUGGGGCUUUAAUUGCAACAAUAAAUGUAAUAACAGUUGUGUUGACUCAUCAUGCGACGCUAGAACUGGCUGGUGUGACAGAGGAUGUGUUGAUCACAGUGAUCCUCCAUACUGCACGACACUACACGAGAAUAGAGACAGUUUCUCAGAAAGCACCAUUAUAAAGAUUGCAACAUCUGCAGCAUCAGUAGCCCUGCUCUGUCUUGUUAUUUGUCUUAUGGUCUUGAAGGUGAAAGGGAAACUUUGCUCACCACGGAAUGAACCCGUGCAUGAACUUUUACAGCUACCAACAAAUAAAGAAGAGUACGAAUAUCCAUAUCAAGUCACUCCAUUUUGAUGUAACGACGCUUCCCUGCAACUGUUCUCAAUGUCCAGCCGGGCUCUACAAAAUGGAAAUAUUUCUUUUAUAACAUGUCUUUUUCCAUUAUUACAACUUUAUUUAACAGUUUAAUGAUGUGAAACAAUAUACUUAAACAAUGCUAAAAAUGAUAACUAUAGUUACAAUGAUCGUAAUAUAAAAUACCUCUCUGCAGUUUAUGUAGGGUAUGUAUCGAUGAUAUAUAAAAAUAAUUUAUUUUCUUAUUAUAGAUAAUAUUUUAAGUUUUGAAUUUGGGUUUGAAAAUCAAAUAAAAUAUUUUAUAACUACUGUGUUUAUAACAUAACUGUUAUACCUUUACACUUGUUUGCAUUCUGAACAUGUGAUAUGAUAUCGUUUACAUGUGGGAUUUUUUCAAACCUUGUGAAGAACUACGUAAGAUUUAAAUUAUUUGUGAAUCUUUGUUGUUUUAUAUAUUAAGUUUGUUUUUUUUCUAAAUAAAACGUAAACAAUUAAAAACUCUUA
Biomphalaria glabrata is the source of this 2298-nucleotide messenger RNA. RefSeq lists its product as uncharacterized. NCBI's taxonomy places the organism in Eukaryota, Metazoa, Mollusca, Gastropoda, Planorbidae. The record is from RefSeq and is a predicted model, not a curated record. The transcript is spliced from 13 exons. The coding region runs from base 193 to 1794 and encodes 533 amino acids. Gene Ontology annotation, molecular function: scavenger receptor activity.